Molecule: messenger RNA, 2140 nt
Organism: Erythranthe guttata (spotted monkey flower)
Lineage: Eukaryota; Viridiplantae; Streptophyta; Magnoliopsida; Lamiales; Phrymaceae
Product: allene oxide synthase 1, chloroplastic
Biological process (GO): sterol metabolic process; jasmonic acid biosynthetic process
Cellular component (GO): chloroplast envelope; chloroplast thylakoid membrane
Molecular function (GO): oxidoreductase activity, acting on paired donors, with incorporation or reduction of molecular oxygen; iron ion binding; heme binding
Source: RefSeq, a predicted model, not a curated record
UCUCUUUUCUCUCUACUCUCUCUCUCAUCGCCAAGUGGGCCACGUCUCCCACUCAUAAUUCAUCAUUUUUUUCUAGUCUUUUUUAAUUUCAAUCACAUUCAUAAAUAAUUAGUAAUUCUUCUCUCACCAUCUACCUAUAUAUACAUACACAUAUACAUACACACUCCCACCAUUACAUCAUCCUCGUCAAGAACAUCAUCAAAAAAUGGCUGCUGCCUAUUCUCUCUCCUCUCUCUCCACUUUCAACCUUCAAUUCUCUUCCCAAUUUUCAUUAAUCAAACUCCCCGCCACUCCCUCGAAAUUGAUCUUGCAGAGCCGCCGCCGCUCACACGUCAUCUCCGCCGUCGUAUCGGAGACGCCGCCGUCAACUUCUCCGGCGAAACCCACAACGCCCCCGAUCCGAAAAAUCCCCGGAGAUUACGGGCUGCCGUUGAUCGGCGCGUGGAGAGACAGACAGGACUACUUCUACAACCAAGGCAGAGAUGAGUUUUUCCGGUCGAGAAUCCAGAAGUACAGCUCCACCGUGUUCCGUACGAACAUGCCGCCGGGGCCGUUCAUCUCGUUCAACCCUAACGUCGUCGCCCUGCUCGACGGCAGGAGCUUUCCGGCGCUCUUCGACACCGACAAAGUCGAGAAGAAGGAUCUCUUCACCGGUACUUACAUGCCCUCCGUCGAUCUCACCGGCGGUUACAGAAUGCUAUCGUAUCUAGACCCGUCGGAGCCGAACCACGCCAAGCUGAAGAAGCUCAUGUUCUUCCUACUCUCCCACCGGCGGCAACACGUCAUCCCGGAAUUCCACGUCAGCUACUCGGAGCUGUUCGAGAACCUGGAGAGCGAACUAGCCACCAAAGGUAGCGCCGCCCUGAACGCCGCCAAUGAACAGGCGGCGUUCAAUUUCUUGGCCCGGUCGUUCUUUGGCGCCAGCCCGAAUGACUCCGGGCUUGGAUCCGACGGGCCGAAGCUGAUCAACAAAUGGGUCCUGUUCCAGCUCCACCCGUUGCUGAAACUCGGGUUGCCCCGACCCGUAGAAGACGGCAUCCUCCACACAUUCUCUCUGCCGGCGUUUCUGGUGAAGAAAGACUACCGCCGCCUCUACGAUUUCUUCUACCAGAGCUCUUCUCCGAUCCUGGACCACGCCGAAACCCUAGGAAUCUCCCGCGACGAGGCCUGCCACAACAUCCUAUUCACCACGUGCUUCAAUUCAUUCGGCGGGAUGAAGAUCUUCUUCCCCAACAUGCUCAAAUGGGUAGCCCGCGCCGGCGCCAAGCUCCACCACGACCUGGCCAGGGAAAUCCGCUCCGCCGCCGGCGGCGCCGCCGUCACCAUGGCGGCGAUGGAGAAGAUGCCGCUGAUGAAGUCGGUGGUCUACGAGUCCCUCCGGAUCGAGCCGCCGGUGUCGUCGCAGUACGGCAAGGCGAAGCGGGACUUCGUGAUCGAAUCGCACGACGGCGCGUUUCAGAUCAAGGAAGGGGAUAUGCUGUACGGGUAUCAGCCGUUUGCCACAAAAGAUUCCAGAAUAUUCGACCGGGCUGACGAGUUUGUUCCGGACCGGUUCGUCGGAGAAGAAGGGGAGGAGAUGCUGAAGCACGUGCUCUGGUCGAACGGGCCGGAGAGUGGGGCCCCCUCCGUUAACAACAAACAGUGCGCCGGGAAGGAUUUCGUUGUGCUGGCGUCGAGGCUGCUGCUGGUGGAGCUCUUCCGACGGUACGACUCGUUCGACAUCGAGGUCGCGGCGUCGCCGCUGGGCGCCGCCGUUACCGUGACGUCGCUGAAACGGGCCAGUUUCUAGACCGGGCGGCCGAGCUAGGUUAAUUAACUCGGUUUGUUUAUUUAGUGGUAAUUUAGUUAUUUUAUUCGGCGGGAGUGAAGAAGUGUGAGAGAUUGACACGUGGAAAAUGGUGGGAACUGUUUUUUGUGGGGUCAACGGUUUGUGGUGACUGUGAAAGUGUUUGACUGUUGAGGUGAGGGGGAGCAUAAAUUUUGGGGGAAGAUGUAAAAUAUGUGGUUCUCUAAUACAUUUAUUUUUAUAAUAUAAAAUAUAAAAUAGGGACUAUUAGUGAGAACCCCCUCUAGCAUUAUUUUAAUAAGCAUGGACCCAGGUCCUUUUCCUUUAUUAAUGAGAGACCCAUCUUUUUUUUAU